Erinaceus europaeus (western European hedgehog) is the source of this 3563-nucleotide messenger RNA. It is a transcript of the gene CORIN, whose product is annotated as corin, serine peptidase. Gene Ontology annotation, biological process: peptide hormone processing; acrosome reaction; regulation of blood pressure. Lineage: Eukaryota; Metazoa; Chordata; Mammalia; Eulipotyphla; Erinaceidae. The record is from RefSeq and is a predicted model, not a curated record. Gene Ontology annotation, molecular function: serine-type endopeptidase activity; protein binding. Gene Ontology annotation, cellular component: membrane. Bases 115 to 3468 code for a protein of 1117 amino acids. The transcript has 22 exons.
UUUAGGGCACAGAAGAUCCAGGCUCAGCUCCUCCCGCCACCGCCCCAUCUCCCCCCGGGCGCCGCCACCUUCUCCCGCCGUCUGAGCGCCUCGACUUCCCCAGCGGCCGGGGUCAUGGACCGGGUUGCCCUCAGCGCUCCGGUCUGCAGGGUGGCCAGACCCCGCUCUCCCGGCCUGGCGUCGCGCCCCGUGUCCCGCGGGGACCCUCCUGCGCCCCGCGAGCUGCGCGCAGCAAGUGGCCCCGGCCGCGUGCGGACGCCCGUGCGGGCUGCGCAAGGGGUGGUCGGCACCAGCCACGAGGGGCCCCCAAGCUUUCUCUUCGAGCUGGCGUCGCGGCCGCCCCGCAGCUGUGAGGACCGCGCGGCACCACUGCUCGCCCCAGACAGAAGCCUUCCCGUUCAGGUCCUGAGAGCUGACGAUAACAACACAGGUGAUGGCUAUUCUCAGAAACUGGCAACCGUUAGCAUACUCCGUUUUCUGUUGUUGUUCCUGAUUCCAUGCAUCUGUGCUCUCAUUGUCCUGCUGGUCAUAUUGCUUUCUUUUGUGGGAACAUUAAAAAAGGCCUAUUUUACAUCAAAUGGGAGCGAACCAUUGGUCACUGAUGGUAAAAUCCAAGUGCCUAGUAUUACUUUUAGGAAUAUGCUUUAUAACCAAAGCACCACAUCAUCUACUCUACAUACCAGCCAAUUCCUUCCAGCCUGGACUACUGAGGCUUCUCCCCCACGGGACCAAACCCACAGGAACACAAGUGCCUGUAUGAACAUCACCCAUACCCAGUGUCAGAUGCUGCCCUACAACUCAACACUAACACCUCUCUUCUCCAUGGUCAAAAACAUGGAAAUGGAGAAGUUCCUCAAGUUCUUCAUGUAUCUCCAUCGCCUCAGUUGCUAUCAACAUAUCUUGCUGUUUGGCUGCAGCCUUGCCUUCCCUGAGUGCAUCCGUGAUGGCGAUGACAGCUAUGGUCUCCUGCCUUGUAGAUCCUUCUGUGAGGCUGCCAAAGAAGGCUGUGAAUCAGUGCUUGGAGUCGUGAACUCGUCCUGGCCUGACUUCCUCAAAUGCUCCCAGUUUAGAAACCAAACUGAAGGCAGUAACAUCAGUAGGAUUUGCUUCUCACCACAACAGGAGAAAGGAAAACAAUCACUGUGUGGAAGAGGUGAGAGCUUUCUGUGUAGCAGUGGAAUCUGUGUCCCUAGGAAACUGCAGUGUAAUGGCUACAACGACUGUGAUGACUGGAGUGAUGAAGCUCAUUGCAAUUGCAGUGAGAGUCUGUUUCGCUGUCACACUGGCAAGUGCCUUAAUUAUAGCCUUGUUUGUGAUGGGUACGAUGACUGUGGGGAUCUGAGUGAUGAGCAAAACUGUGAUUGCAAUCCCACCAAGGAACAUCGCUGUGGAGAUGGGCGCUGCAUCUCCAUAGAAUGGGUGUGUGACGGCGACCAGGACUGUGUGGAUAAGUCUGAUGAGGUCAAUUGCUCCUGUCUCAGCCAGGGUCUGAUGGAAUGCAGAAAUGGACAGUGUAUCCCCAGCACUUUCUGGUGUGAUGGAGAUGAGGACUGCAAGGAUGGAAGUGAUGAGGAGAACUGCAGUGACAGUCAGACUCCAUGUCAGGAAGGAGACCAAAGAUGCCUCUACAAUUCCUGCCUUGAUUCAUGUGGUGGUAGUUCUUUCUGUGACCCGAACACCAGUCUGAAUAACUGUAGUCAAUGUGAACCAAUUACGUUGGAGCUCUGCAUGAAUUUGCCCUACAAUUAUACACAGUAUCCAAAUUACCUUGGACAUAGGACUCAGAAUGAAGCAUCUAUCAGUUGGGAAUCCUCUCUUUUCCCUGCACUUGUUCAGACCAACUGUUACAAGUACCUCAUGUUUUUUGCUUGCACCAUCUUGGUACCAAAGUGUGAUGUGAAUACAAGUCAGCGUAUCCCUCCUUGCAGAGUGCUAUGUGAACACUCCAAAGAACGCUGCGAGUCUGUUCUUGGGAUUGUGGGCCUACAGUGGCCUGAAGAUACAGAUUGCAAUCAAUUUCCAGAAGAAAGUUCAGAUAAUGAAACCUGCUUAAUGCCUGGUGAAGAUGUGGAAGAAUGUUCACCUAGUCACUUCAAGUGCAGGUCUGGACGGUGUGUUCUGGCUUCCAGAAGAUGUGAUGGUCAAGCUGAUUGUGAUGAUGACAGUGAUGAAGAAAACUGUGGCUGUAAAGAGAGAGAUCUUUGGGAAUGUCCAUCCAGUAAACAGUGUUUGACGCACUCAGUCAUAUGUGAUGGCUUCCCAGACUGUCCUGAUGACAUGGAUGAAAAAAACUGCUCAUUUUGCCAAGAUGAUGAACUUGAAUGUGUCAACCAUCAAUGCGUGUCACGUGACCAGUGGUGUGACGGCCAGGCAGACUGCUUAGACAGUUCAGAUGAAUGGAACUGUGUGACCCUGUCUAAAAAUGUGAACUCCUCUUCAUUCCUCACUGUUCACAGAUCUGCCGUGGAACACCAAGUGUGUGUGGAUGGCUGGCAGGAGACAUUGAGUCAGCUAGCCUGCAAGCAGAUGGGUUUAGGGGAGCCAUCUGUGACUGAAUCAGUACAGGAACAGGAACAAUACCUGCAGUGGUUGGUGUUACACUCCAACUGGGAAAGUCUCAAUGGAACGACUCUGCAUGAAUUGUUGGUAAAAGGGCAAUCUUGUCCCAGCAGAAGUAAGAUUUCUCUUCUGUGUUCUAAACUAGACUGUGGGCGCCGCCCUGCUGCCCGAAUGAACAAGAGGAUCCUUGGGGGUCGAACGAGUCGCCCUGGAAGGUGGCCAUGGCAGUGCUCUCUCCAGAGUGAACCCAGUGGACACAUUUGUGGCUGUGUUCUCAUUGCCAGGAAGUGGGUUCUGACAGUUGCUCACUGCUUUGAGGGGAGAGAGAAUGCUGAUGUUUGGAAAGUGGUGUUUGGUAUCAACAAUCUCGACCACCCUUCGACAUUCACACAGACACGCCUGGUGAAAACCAUCAUCCUGCACCCUCGAUACAGCCGGGCGGUGGUAGACUAUGACAUCAGCAUUGUGGAGCUCAGUGAAGAGAUCAGUGAAACCAGCUAUGUCAGGCCGGUCUGCCUACCCCACAAGGGGCAGUUGUUGGAACCUGAUACAUACUGUUCCAUCACAGGCUGGGGGCACAUGGGCAACAAAAUGCCUUUUAAGCUGCAAGAAGGAGAAGUCCGCAUUAUUUCCCUGGAGCAGUGCCAGUCUUACUUUGACAUGAAGACCAUCACCACCCGGAUGAUAUGUGCUGGCUACGAGUCGGGUACGGUGGACUCGUGCAUGGGUGACAGCGGCGGGCCUCUUGUUUGUGAGCAGCCUCAAGGGCAGUGGACCUUAUUUGGUUUAACUUCCUGGGGUUCUAUCUGCUUUUCCAAAGUUCUGGGACCCGGAGUUUAUAGCAACGUGUCAUACUUCAUUGAAUGGAUUGAAAGACAAAUAUACAUCCACACAUUUCUCCUCAACUAAUUCCAAAGAUCAACGACGUGUGUCAGCUCCACUCAAAGCAAAAUGGCUUCCUUGACUGGGGAGCUUCCUGCAAACUACUGGACAGAAGUACUUUU